AUGGCCGACAAACUCCGCACUCUCCAGAACCUCGAGGCCCUCCAGGCUCGGUACCUUGGCACCGGUCACGCCGACACUACGAAAUACGAGUGGACCUCAAACAUCAUCCGCGACAGCUACUCAUCCUACGUCGGCCAUCCGCCGCUCCUCAGCUACAUGUCCAUCGGCAUGGGCGAGUCCAAGGAGAAGGUUCGUAUAGCGAUGAUCGAGAAAAUGGUUAGAGGGGCAGGGAAUCCGCCAGAGGUACAAGAAUAA
Molecule: messenger RNA, 255 nt
Organism: Talaromyces proteolyticus
Lineage: Eukaryota; Fungi; Ascomycota; Eurotiomycetes; Eurotiales; Trichocomaceae
Product: splicing factor 3B subunit 10 SF3b10
Exons: 2
Coding region: 1-255 (84 amino acids)
Biological process (GO): mRNA splicing, via spliceosome
Cellular component (GO): precatalytic spliceosome; U2 snRNP
Source: RefSeq, a predicted model, not a curated record